Messenger RNA from Oryza sativa Japonica Group (Japanese rice), 2158 nucleotides. The record is from RefSeq and is a predicted model, not a curated record. NCBI's taxonomy places the organism in Eukaryota, Viridiplantae, Streptophyta, Magnoliopsida, Poales, Poaceae.
CGGCGCCGCCGCCGCCGCCGGAGGAGGAGCGGAGAUGGGGAAGAAGGGGAAGGAGGCGGCGCGGGAGCGGCGGGAGCAGCGGCGGCGGGAGGUCACGCUCCUCCGCGCCGUGCCCUACGAGCCGCACCAGCGGUGGUGGGACGGCCUCGCUCCGCCGCCGCCGCCGCCGGGGCGCGCGGUGGCGGUGGUGACGGGGGCCAACCGCGGGAUCGGCUACGAGGCCGCGCGCCAGCUCGCGACCCACGGCCUCCACGUCGUCCUCACCUCCCGCGACGCCGCGCGCGGAAGGGACGCCACGGAGCAGAUCCGCGCGGCGGCGGGGAAGCCCGGGGUGAGCGUGGAGUGGCGGCAGCUCGACGUGACGGACGCCGCCUCGGUGGAGGGAUUCGCGACCUGGGUGGAGCGCACCCAUGGCGGCGUCCAUGUCCUUGUUAACAAUGCAGGCGUAAACUUCAAUAGAGGAGCAGAUAACUCUGUUGAAUUUGCUGAGCAAGUUAUUGAGACAAAUUACUUUGGCACAAAACGGAUGAUUGAAGCCAUGAUGCCACUAAUGAUAACUUCUCCUCAUGGUGGUCGGAUAGUGAAUGUAAGCUCGAGGCUUGGUAGAGUCAAUGGCAGACGCAAUAGAAUCGGUGAUCCAAGCCUAAGAGAGCGACUAUUAAAUGAUGAUCACUUAUCCGAGGAGUUGAUUAAUGAAAUGGUCAUGAAAUUCCUCGAACAAACCAAGCAAGAUAAUUGGUCCUCCGGCAAUGAGUGGCCUCAGAUGUACACUGACUAUUCGAUCUCAAAGCUUGCUGUUAAUGCUUAUACAAGACUCUUGGCAAGGAGGCUGUUGGAUAGGCCUGAGGGACAAAAGAUCUACAUUAACUGUUUCUGUCCUGGCUGGGUAAAGACUGCCAUGACUGGUUGGGAAGGGAACAUUUCAGCUGAAGAAGGUGCUGAUACUGGAGUAUGGCUCGCCCUAGUACCCCAGGAGCAAGCUACAAUCGGGAAGUUCUUUGCUGAGAGACGUGAGAUAAGUUUCUGAGGGGAUCACUAUUCAAACAGCAAAGUCAAUUGCUCAAAAGAAAUAAAAAAAGAAUGUCAAAAGAGCCUUAUGUUUAUAAACUACUUCUACUUUGAGACGUGCUGACAUGCUCUAUUACAAGGCAUUUCAUAUGCUCAUUUACUGGAGGCAGUAAAUUACCCAUCUCUCAGAAUUACUGUUCUGAUGAAAUUUACUUAAUCAGGCCUAUGCUAAUCUAUGAAGGCGAGUGAUAACUGUUUAAAAGCAAACCAGAUGUUGGCUGCAGGUUGUCAAGAUCAUUGACAUACCACAUUAAUGGAAGGCCCAUGAUCUCUAAUUUUCCUAAUUUAUGAGAUCAUACCAACUGUCUCUCGGUCAUGAAUGAAGUGGCUGAAAAAGUGGAAUGUUCACCAGGACCACUGGGAUGGCAAUUGGGAAGCAUGGCGAGCUGGCAGGUUCCUUGUUGUACCAAAAGGAUGACCUGUAUUGAACUGCACGUCCUAUCAAAGAUCUAGGCUGGAUUUCUGGCAACUCCACUAUCAAGCCGAUAGUGUUGUGAUUGCUUUGCAAAUUCUUGGUCUUCACUAUGCAGCAUUGAUGUACCAGUAAGUACCAUUGCAGACUGAAUGAAUAGAAGUUUACAGCUGUGAUUUUGGCGCAUCAAGUAGAGUAUAAAUGGAUUAUUUGGACAUUUUGGGAGAAGGUUGUAAGCAUGUUGAAGAUGCCAGAGUCAGUCCUCAAUCGGUCAAAUAAUCUUAUCCUCUACAGUUGGAGAUGAACACUUGCCAUAUGGCUGCAUAGCACAUUCAAUCUGUCAGGUCUGAAAAUUCUGGAGAAAAGGCCAUGAAACAAGACAGCAUGAUGUUGCCUAGCUGGUGUUAAAUGCACCAUGCCUCUGUGGGCGCCAUCGGUUUCUAGAGAGGAUGAGCCAAAUUCGUCUUGUUUUGUAAUUUCACUGCUCCCUUCACAUGCGUUUGCCUCUGUCUUCCUGAACCAUACUACAUUGUUGCAUUUGCAUUUGCAUCCUCUGAUAGGAGCUGCAGUUGGACUUGUUCAUGCAUGGAGUAGCUUUGAGAUUGUACGUUUUGGUUAGUUGAUCGAUGUAAGCUGGAGUUGGUGCUAGCUUCUGUUUGAGCUGUUCACAUUUCUUCC